This is a messenger RNA of Jatropha curcas, 1064 nucleotides long. NCBI's taxonomy places the organism in Eukaryota, Viridiplantae, Streptophyta, Magnoliopsida, Malpighiales, Euphorbiaceae. The record is from RefSeq and is a predicted model, not a curated record.
GAGUCGUUUAAAUUUUACGCGGUCAUCGAAGGACCGUAAGGCGAAUUUUGUCUAAACAAGUCAAAGCCGUUUCGUUGACCGGUUUGAACCGGACUGCUCCUACAAGCGUCGACAACAUUUCGGUUCAUGGAGUUUUGAGGGAAAUGGCUGCUCCCGGCAAGUGCUUGCUUCUGGUCACUGGCUCUCCUGGUGUGGGUAAAACCACUUUGAUAGUGAGAGUUUUUGAGAGCCUCAAAGUCUUAAACCCUAACUUGAAGAUUCAGGGUUUCUACACUCGUGAGAUUAGGGAAGGAAGUCAAAGGGUAGGCUUUGAAGUUGUCACUUUGGAUGGUCGAAAAGCUCCACUGGCCUCAACCACUAUAUCUACCCCAGAGUCUUUCAGAUGGCCUACUGUUGGGAAAUAUAAAGUAGACAUAGCAUCAUUUGAGUCACUGGCAUUACCUGAGUUGCAGGUCAAAGAACAUACUGAUCUAUUCAUCAUUGAUGAAGUUGGGAAAAUGGAGUUAUGUAGUUCAUCAUUUUUCCCUGCUGUUCUAAAAGUUCUGGAAUCAAAUAUCCCAGUUUUGGCUUCUAUUCCAAUUCCAAAGUCUGGCCGUGAUAUACCUGGAGUUGCAAGGUUGAGGAACCAUCCAGGAGCAACAGUUUUCACCUUAAGCCCCAGUAACAGGGAUGCAGUUAAAGAACAGAUCUAUACCCAGUUGGUAGAUAAACUACACAAGAAUUAGAUGCUGCACUAUUAUGAGGGAACUUAAACAAUUACAGUGAACCCCGGAGGGGAUAUCCAAGAAGUUCAAACUGGUGGUGAUCAAGUAAGCUAAGUGCAACGUGCAUCUGAGAGCAGAGGGCAAGGACUUGACCGUUGAAACCAUAACAAGUGAUGGACAGUUAAGACCGUGCCACUAGGGCGUCUCUUGUGGGCCCUAAUGUCUGUAUAACAUGGAUCGAAUCUAUUGACUUACAUGGGCCCAUACAAUCCCGUCCCAAUAAAAUAGCCCACCGCCCAUCACAUGGAUCCGUUGAUUGUUUCGUUUAUUUAAUUUUUUUUUUAGCUUUGUCAAAUGUCA